This is a messenger RNA of Dichomitus squalens LYAD-421 SS1, 621 nucleotides long. RefSeq lists its product as uncharacterized. The coding region runs from base 175 to 414 and encodes 79 amino acids. Gene Ontology annotation, biological process: mitochondrial electron transport, cytochrome c to oxygen. The transcript is spliced from 3 exons. NCBI's taxonomy places the organism in Eukaryota, Fungi, Basidiomycota, Agaricomycetes, Polyporales, Polyporaceae. The record is from RefSeq and is a predicted model, not a curated record.
GAGCUUAUUCUUGCUGAACCUACAUAACCCUGCACGGGACCGUAGCCACACCCCAUCUGUGUUGGCGACUUUCCUGUCUCUGACUGUGCUCUCUUCUGCAUCUGGCCCCAGACUUUGUGCCCACUUUCGCUGGCUUCGACGAUCAUCGUCCAACAACACAAGACCUAUUUCUCCAUGUCUCCCCUCGCCCGAGCUAGCCAAACAUCCUUCCGUACCCUUGCUAGGACGUCGCCCUCGCACGUGAGGACACUCUACACGAAUAGGGAGCACGUCGCACACAACAACUUCCCCUUCUCCUACGAAAACAAGCGCAAGUUUGCUGUGAAGAUAGGUGCCUCGCUCACAGUGGCAUUCCUCGUCCCUUUCAUCGCCGCAGGCUACCAGCUGCGGAAGUCCGCUGGCGGCGCGAAUUGAGGAGACGAUGCUGCACUUCUGCGAGUGCGAGCUGAGGCAACGGCCGAGAGUAUGAGCUUCGAAUUUGGUUAAUUUCCGGAAUGUGCGAAGACGGGUAGUGGUGAGGGAGAGGACAAUCGCCCAUGGGCGGUGGACCGAAACGUAUUCUGUAUCAUAGUCGCUGUUCUGCAUGGCACACUUUCUAUUGCAUAUCAUUGUUCUAAAUCC